Hyalella azteca is the source of this 984-nucleotide messenger RNA. Its product is annotated as potassium/sodium hyperpolarization-activated cyclic nucleotide-gated channel 4. NCBI's taxonomy places the organism in Eukaryota, Metazoa, Arthropoda, Malacostraca, Amphipoda, Hyalellidae. The transcript is spliced from 2 exons. The record is from RefSeq and is a predicted model, not a curated record. The coding region runs from base 1 to 984 and encodes 327 amino acids.
AUGACUCUGACACAAUUACAACAGAAGGCCGUCGAGGCUACCACGACACAGCAGCUCGCAGUGCUGGGGAGAAAUGACCGGGAGUCUGAGCAGCAGACGGACGCGAGUCCUCGCCCUGGUGACACAAGCAGCCGUGGUGCAUGCGGUGGCACCAGCACCGGCAACAACAACCUCGGUGGCAACAACCACCGAAGCAGUUUAGGGGGUAACAGUUUAGCGAACAGUAACGGAGGCGGCGCGGCUUACGGCAACGGUGAUGGUGGCGCUUCAGGUAUGGAGGGCAGACGAGGCUCGGGCCGCGGCAGCUACAGCUGCGUGUCUUUAGCAGGCAGCAACAACGGCACUGCCGAGUACCCUCGCCAUCAGCAACAGCAUCAGUCACAAGACAACCCCCAGCAGCAGCAGCAGCAUGCCCGUACCUCGUCCGGGGGCGGAGUCUCACGGGUGAUGGUGAGCCGACGGGCUCAGCGGCUCCCCAGUCUGCGUCUCGCGAAUGGCCGGGUUGGAGCGAGCGGAGCGGCCGGCGUCUCGGGCUCUGACGAGGAAGAGGUUCGCUCGCCUCGCUCAGCAGCCGCCUCACAGGCCCUGAGGGAAGACAUUAAGAUUUCUUUAGACACGACCACGUGCACAGACUCACUCAUAACCGCCCUGGAGGAUGAGACCGCCUUCAUGAACGAGUUUAUCUCACACGAGAUGAAUUUCAAGGAGCCCGGUAAGGUGCACUUCGGUGGCGAUGACAUCUCCCUCUACGGCACGCCGAAGGAGGAGAUGGGCCCUUCACAGGCGCCCUCGGCGCCGCAGACGCCGAGCAUCGAGCAGACCAAGCCCUCCUUCUUGAAGAACCAACUACAGGCGCUGUUCCAACCUACCGACAACAAGCUCGCUAUGAAAUUAUUCGGCUCGAAAAAAGCCCUAAUGAAAGAACGCAUACGACAGAAAGCAGCUGGUCACUGGAUCAUCCACCCCUGUUCAAAUUUUAGGUAA